AUGAUUCCAAGGUGUUGCAGGUUUCUGUCAGGUAACAUCGCUGAUUGUGGCUCGAAGGAAAGUGAAACUGUUGAGGAGCAGCGACAGAAGAUUCAGUCCAUGAACACUGAGCAGCCCACAACAAAUGUAAUAGUACAACCAUCUAAGCCAUCCAGUGCCGGGAAGAGAGGAAUUACAGAGACGGCUCAGCCUUCCUCCGAGCCCACGUCUGCCAAGAUGUCCUCAGAAACACACGCUGUAGACGCCACCCCGGCCCUCCCUGAGCUUCUAGGAGACAUACCUUUCACUUUAGCACCACACAUCCUGGCCAUGCAGGCGGGCCUGCCCUUUGUAACAGAUAUCACCUUGCCUCACGACAUAAAUGACAAACUAGCCAACUUUCGUUAUGACUUCACCUUGGAGAACUCUGUGCUUUGUGAGCCGUGACUCUUUGCCCAUCAGUUAUAUCACUAAACACGUGGUGAACUAUGAGCCUUUGCUUGUCAAGAUUCUCUAACCGUUUGACUCUUAAAUAAAUGAAGAUCUAGUUUAGCUGACGGAAAUCAGUCACUGACUAAAUGGUGUUGGGCUCAAAUGAACAUAUUGUCCUUUUAGUUUAAAUAGGUUAGCAUCAAGAUGGUUUACAAUCUCUCAGGAUCUUGCACUUGAUUGUGAGAUGAGUGUUACUGCCUUGUUUUAACGCAGUAGAUGAGUAUUUAUAAGAUGACCUGCGGCUUUACGUUUUUCAAAUGUAGUUCAAAUUGUUACGGGUGUAAAAUCUGUAAUUUCGCAUUUUGACUCUGUGGGGUCCUGUAGCAUAAGAUGAUAUGCUGAACUGAAAUAGGGUUGUUUUGAAACUGCUAUGUUUCUUAGUAGUCACACUGGGCUGUCUGUGUUGGCCUUGUUCAGUUCCUUCCUACUUCUGCACAAACUCGCUGUAAUUUAUGGAAUCGGUUUUAAGACAUUUGCUUGCAGAUCAGAUGAAUAAAAGGUAGUCAUGAUACACAGGAAAAUUAUUUUAUAUUAAUCUAUCUCUCAGUGAACUUUAAACAUAUCUAAAAGAAAUAAUUCUGUAAUAGAAGUAUUUAAUUAAUAUACAAAUUAUAUUUUAAAAAUGGCAAUCAUAAGGGGCUUUUGGCUAGUCCACUGUUUACUGUAACUCUAUAUUUAGUACCUAUAAACCUUAAAGGCAAAGCAAAAACACUCCCCGGUCUGCUAUUGGUCAGUCAAACAGAUAGUCCCGCUCUAAACUGUUGCUAUUGGUUGAGUCAGUGUUGCUGUGCCAGGGUGGUGGGGAUGCUCAACAGAACAAUGUCGUAAUAUUGACGUAGUGCUUGCACUUUUCAGGGGAAUCAGUCUAGAGCAGGGGUGUCAAACUCAAUUCCUGGAAGGCCGGAGCCCUGCAGAGUUUUGUUCCAGCCCUG
Molecule: messenger RNA, 1403 nt
Organism: Sinocyclocheilus grahami
Lineage: Eukaryota; Metazoa; Chordata; Actinopteri; Cypriniformes; Cyprinidae
Product: UBAP1-MVB12-associated (UMA)-domain containing protein 1-like
Exons: 4
Coding region: 1-426 (141 amino acids)
Source: RefSeq, a predicted model, not a curated record